Molecule: messenger RNA, 2913 nt
Organism: Cotesia congregata
Lineage: Eukaryota; Metazoa; Arthropoda; Insecta; Hymenoptera; Braconidae
Source: the annotation of a GenBank genome assembly
AAUGUCACAUCAGUAAAGAGUGAUGACUUAUCGGCGUAUUGUAGAUGAGGUAUGCAUCAUUUCCGUAUAACACUUUUUUUUUAUUAUAUGAAUAACAUAUAAACUAAACUUUACCACCGCAGUAUCCUUUCAACACUCGAUAGCGAUUAUUAUAUAUAUUAUAUUUCUUUAUCUUUAUUUUUUCUCGUUCUAUUUAAAAUAAUGUAUUAUUAUUAUAAAAAAUAUUUAAUUAUAUUUGGAGUUACAGUAGUGUUUAUAAAUCCUUUAAAAGAACAUAAUUCAGUAAUUGCAUUAGCUAAUAAAAAUAAUAUAGUAGAAUAUGAUCAAGAAAAUAUUAAUGCACAAUUAUGCGCAGUGCAACAAACGUGUUCCAGUUGUUUGCAGACGCCAACAUGUAUUUGGUGUGCGGCUCCUAUGGAUAAGGAAAAAAAUAUUCAGCCGUCAGUUCGUUGUAUAACAAAAAGUAAAUUUAAUAAACUGUGGUGUGAUCCUUCAAAUAUUAUAAAUGAAACAUCAAAAAUAGUUAUUGAAAAAAAUAUUCCACUGUCAUCAAUAAAGAGUCGAGAACCAGUCCAAAUACAGCCACAAAAAAUAAAACUUUAUCUCCGAAAAGGAGAAGAGUAUAAAUUAAAAAUAAGAUAUACCCAAGCUGAAGAUUAUCCAGUAGACAUGUACUACUUAAUGGAUCUUUCAGCAUCGAUGCAGCCUUACAGGCAACAUUUAUCUGAGUUGGGCGCUAACUUGGCGAGUGUUAUGAGAAAUUUAACUAGUAAUUUUCGUCUUGGAUUUGGUAGUUUUGUUGACAAAGUUACAUUACCAAUGACUGAUACCCAGCCUAUCAAAUUAAAAAAACCAUGUGAUUUUAUUGAAGACAAUAAAAAAACCGAUUGCGCACCGCCUUACGGUUAUAAGCAUCAAAUGUCUUUGACAGAAGAUUCAGAUUCAUUUCGGAGUAAUGUACGAGCAGCUCCUAUUUCGGGUAAUCUUGAUGGACCAGAGGGUGGAUUGGAUGCAAUAAUGCAGUCUAUUGUUUGCACAAAACGUAUCGGUUGGAGAGAAAAAGCUCGACAUCUUCUUGUUUAUUCAUCGGAUGCUAGUUUUCAUUUAGCUGGCGAUGGAAAAAAAUUGUCGAGUCAGUGAAAAUGAUUGAUAAUGCACCUCAACACAUAAAUGUUAAAUAUUUUUCAAAAUGUUUAAAUACAAUUGGUGAUAAAGAAUAUGAUGAUAAUAUGAAAGAACAAUCUAAAUGCCAAGGACUUCGUUUUGGUGAUGUUGUCGAGUUUCAAGUUGUAAUUAAGGUAACUGAAUGUUUGUCGAGUAAUUUGGAGUAUAAUAAAUUUGAAAUUAAGCCAGAAGGUUUAAAUGAAAGUCUUAUCAUUGAAUAUAAAGUAAUUUGUGAAUGCCCUUGUGAUAAACCUGGCAAUAAGGUAAUUUAUUUAUUAUUAUUAUUAAUGAUAAUGAUAUUUUUAGAUCUGAUAAAAUUAGGAUUUAAAGUACAUGCAGAAGAAUGUAAUUACAGUGGAUCUCUUACUUGUGGAGUCUGUUUAUGUGAUAAAAAUUUUCACGGUAAAUAUUGUGAUUGUCACAAUAUCAUCGCCAACGAUCAUCACAAUAAUAAAAAAGACUGUCGAGCAUCAGUUAAUGAUACUGUCAAUUGUAGUAAUCACGGUACUUGUAAAUGUGGUAUUUGUGAGUGUCACGUUCGUCCAAAUCCAUUAGAAAAAUUUAGCGGAAAAUAUUGCGAGUGUAAUAACUUUUCAUGCAAACGUAGUAAUCGCUUGGUAUGUAUACAUGUAUAUAUAUUUUUAAUCUUAUUCACUGGUUACUGGUUGUAUUAUCAUUAUGCGGUGGUGGUCAUUGUCCUCUGCGGUGGAAAUGGCGACUGUGUGUGUGGUUCAUGCAAUUGUUAUUCUGGAUGGAGUGGAGAGAGCUGUGACUGCCAUGAUAAUACUACAUGUUUUUCACCUGGAAAAAAUAUUGAAAUUUGUAGCGGUCACGGAGAUUGUAUUUGUGGAAAAUGUCAUUGUAAACUUGAAAAUGAUGUCUUAUACUCGGGUUCUUUUUGUCAAGAUUGUCCUACUUGUCCGGGAUUACAUUGUGAUAAAUUAAAGGAUUGUGUUGAAUGCCUAGUAUAUAAUUCCAAUAGUGAUGAUCGAAUUGGUAAUGCUGGUUGCUAUCAUUAUUGUCAUGAUGAAAUAAAUAUUGAAAAAAUUGAUAAAGUACAAGUUAAUUCGAGUGAACACGAGGCAGGCAUACGAAUGUGUCGUGUACCAACAAAUGAUAGUUGUACUUUUGUAUUUAAAUAUCAGCUCAUCAGUAAUCGUGGAGAUAUUUCACUUUUUAAAAUAACAGCCCAAGAAACAAAAGAUUGUCCUGGAAUACUCUCACCAAUUCCACUUGUUGGUGUUGCAAUCGGUGUAAUUUUAAGUACAGUUCUCCUGGGAUUUCUUAUUUUAAUGAUAUGGAAAAUUCUAACAAUUGUUCACGAUCAUCGUGAAUUUGCUAAAUUUGAAAAAGAACGUGCUAUGGCUAAGUGGGAACGCGGUGACAAUCCUUUAUACAAACAAGCAACUACAACCUUUUGUAAUCCAACAUUUGUCGAAAGUAAAAAUAAUUAACUAAAUAAUAUAUAUUAAUUUUUUAUUUUGUUUAUUGACUUUUGUAUUUGUGAGACUGAGAAUGAUCCUUCAGGGUAAUCUGUUGAUUUUUACCUCGUCUCUCAAUGAAUGCAAGUCCUGAAAUAAUAAUUCAGGUGAAUAGAAGACCCGGCGCUCUUUACUAAUAUAAAUCACUACGGCACGUCUGUAUCUUUACAUUGCAUCGAUUUUAUUGAUUAUUUUAUAGCUUUAACUACUAUAAAUCUUACAAUACAAAACUUAAAUUAUAAAUCUUAUUUUUUUAUUUUUUUUUUUU